Molecule: messenger RNA, 1788 nt
Organism: Phycomyces blakesleeanus NRRL 1555(-)
Lineage: Eukaryota; Fungi; Mucoromycota; Mucoromycetes; Mucorales; Phycomycetaceae
Exons: 7
Biological process (GO): protein localization to phagophore assembly site; autophagy of mitochondrion
Cellular component (GO): phagophore assembly site; autophagosome
Source: RefSeq, a predicted model, not a curated record
UUUUUGUUAUCUUUUUCAACGUUCUUGAUAGGCUGUGUUGAUUACAGAGCAAUACCUAGUCAUCAUUCUCUAUCAGAAGUAGUGUCAUUCGGAGGACUUUUAAGCCUUCCGUUUCCUAUUGCUCUUGUAUUGACUAUAUUCGUCAUCUGGUGGAUACUACAGGCUGUUAGAUUUGUGUGGGAUAUAUCAAGUUUGAUGGAAAUUCAUGACUUUUAUCUACAUCUCUUGACAAUUCCAGACCAAGAUAUGCAAACUGUUUCUUGGGACAAGGUUGUAAAGCGAAUGAUUGCAAUUCGUAAUACAAACCCAAAUACCUCUGAGCGCUCUUCUGUCAAAAUCACAGUCCAUGAAGUAGCCAAUCGCAUCAUGCGCCGAGAGAACUAUAUGAUUGCUCUAUUCAACAAAGAAGUACUCGACAUGACAAUCCCAUUACCUUAUCUUCGCCACAAGCGUAUCUUUACUCGAGACCUGGAGUGGAACUUAUCAUAUUGUGUUCAGAGCUAUGUGUUUGAUGCCCGAGGUCAGAUUCGAAAGAGAUUUAUGAAACAAGAAAAUCGACCAUUACUUGUAGCUGGUCUGCGGAAACGAUUUAUAUUUAUGGGCAUUGUCAACCUAGUAUUUGCACCUUUUAUCCUGGUCUAUUUAUUUGUAUUUUUUGUCUUUCGAUAUUUUGAGGAGUAUCACAAAAAUCCAUCUGAACUUGGCUCAAGAGCGUAUACCCCAUUUGCAAAGUGGAAGUUUAGAGAAUUUAACGAGUUACCACACUUUUUCCAUGCUCGACUCUGUCAAAGUCUAGAACCAGCAAAUCGUUAUCUGAAUCAGUUUCCGAAAGAAAAGACUGUCUUGUUAGCAAGAUUCGUAUCAUUUGUUGCGGGCGCAUUUGCGGGAGUUCUGGGUCUAUUGACUCUAUUUGAUUCAGAAGCCUUGCUGAAUUUUGAAAUCUCGCCAAAUGGAACCGUUCUGUUUUAUCUGGGCAUAUUUGGUACAGUUUUUGCUGUAGCUCGAGGAAUGAUACCUGAUGAGCACUUGGUAUUUGAACCCAAAAAAGUACUGGCCGAAGUUGUCGAACACACUCACUACCUUCCUAUUGAAUGGCGAGGAAAACUUCAUACAGAAGAGGUUCGGGCACAAUUCUGUCAGUUAUUUGAUUUCAAGGUCGGGAUGUUCUUUCAAGAGGUCCUCAGUGUAAUCUUUACACCCCUGGUUCUUUUAUACUCCCUGCCUCGAUCAACAGAAGCGAUCGUUGAUUUCUUUAGAGAGUUUACGGUUCAUGUGGACGGAACUGGCUAUGUUUGUAGCUUUGCUCAAUUUGACUUUGCACGCCACGGGAAUGUCAAAUUUGGUGCGCCUACUCAAGUGAAUGAUGACCAUCUUGUGAGUCGAGACGGGAAGAUGGAAAAGAGUUUUUUGAACUUCAAGACCCACAAUCCCGAGUGGGUGCCCAAUGAUGAGAUGGGAUCUAUUUAUCUGUCUCGGGUAGCAGCAUUCCAGCAGAGUGGUCCGGGUGGUGUCCUGGGUGGUGGAAGAGGAGGAUUUGGAGCAACAGGAGGAUCCAGAAAGACAAAGAUGUUGAACAAGUAUGGCGUUACCGGGGUUGUACCAAGCCAUUUAGGAGACUCCUUUGUUGGGAGCCAGCAAAUGGGAUGGCAGGAACAAGAGCAUGUAUUCAAAACUGAUGAGUAUGAUGAAGAGGAUGAAGAGGAUGAAGAAGAGGAUGUGAUUAGACAGCCUGGAAUGAAAGGACUUUUGAACCAGUUCUAUACUCUGAAUAACCCGGCAUCUACAUAA